Molecule: messenger RNA, 1110 nt
Organism: Cladophialophora yegresii CBS 114405
Lineage: Eukaryota; Fungi; Ascomycota; Eurotiomycetes; Chaetothyriales; Herpotrichiellaceae
Exons: 2
Coding region: 1-1110 (369 amino acids)
Source: RefSeq, a predicted model, not a curated record
AUGCGUGCCAUUCAUCUCCCUAGUGUCCCUUCAGGACAAGUCCCUCCGUUCAACUUCCCAGACAACCCGGCAUCCCCCUCUGAUCUACGAUACACAGCAGCCGGUUAUCCAGAACCUGUCUGCCCAUCAUCAGCCUCAGAACACAUGUACCUGGUCCGCGUGCUCCUCACAGCCCUGACACGAGGCGAGCUCACGUGGCAAGAAAUCCUCGACCCAUCGCGCUUCCAACCCCACGGCGGCGCAAUCCCCGGACACGACGUCGUCGGUGUCAUUGAAAAGGUGUUUCCAUCCUCCAAAUCGUCCGCAGAGGCAAAGUUCUCACGCGGCGAUCAGAUCUGGGCACUUCUGGACUUUGACCGCGACGGCGCUGCCGCAGAGUAUACCCUCGCCAAGGAAACCGAACUCAGUCUGGUGCCAAAGAAGACGCAUGCCAACGGGCUCACGGGUUACCAAGCUCUCUUUACGUACGGGGGACUUCCCCUCCCGACAGCAUCGACAGCCGCGCCGUCGAAGAGAGUCCUCAUCCUCGGCGCAGCAGGCACUGUCGGCCUGCCUACGCUCCAACUCGCAAAAGCAGCCAACAUGACCGUGAUCGCCACAGCCAGCGCCGCCUCCUCCGACCUAAUCGCCUCGCUUCUCGACCCAUCAACAGAUACACUGCUAGACUAUACGUCUCCGGGCUAUGUAUCCGUUGCCUCCUCUUUCCGCGCCCUGAAUCUUCCGCCGGUGGACCUAGUAGUAGACUGCAUCGGCGGCGAGACACUCUCCUCCUUGCUCCUGACAACAACGCCGCCGCUCUCCCCCAUCAUCCAUCCCAGUGGAAGCGUUAUCACAGUUGCCGCUCCCCUGGAAGUCCACGGCGGGUCCACAUCUGCACAGAUCACGAAGAAUUGUGCAAGCGCGGGCGUGGCUGCUGGGUUCUUCGUCGUCAAACCUUCGGGCGAGCAACUGGACACCCUCGGUGGUUGGGUCAGGAAGGGAAAAUUGACCGGCUAUGUCCAAGGAGAAAAGGCAUUCCGGCUGGGAGAUGGAGAGUUAGCGAUGCAGGUUGCGGAGGCAAGGGGCCGAAAGGGUGGUGGGAAGGUCGUGGUCAGGGUUGUCACGCAGUAA